AUGCCUCGAGUUGCGCAAAACCCGCGUGGAUCCAGUAACGGUCGCUCCGUCUCUGGAUCCCUCGCCGCAUCCCCUUUCAAAUCGCCAGUCAAAAUCCCUCUCAACGACGACGCACAGGAGAAGGCGAAACGGUUGCAAUCGCGGCAUGCGCUGCACGAUAUGCAGAUGAAUCAGAUCAAAGCUGCCGCAUCCCCUAUGCGCAAACUGAGCAACUUCGAGCGGGCGGGCAGUUCCUCGCCGUCAUCUAACCCCAAGACACCGCGCCGAACCCUGGGAAACAGGGACGAUCUUGAGGGAGGAGUGAUGAUUGUCGGGGGAACGGCGGUGACGCCCAUGAAGCGCGUACCGCUGCUGGCCAAUUUUGAGGAAUGGAUGAAGAUGGCUACGGACAACAAGAUUAAUGCCGCCAACUCUUGGAACUUCGCCCUGAUCGAUUACUUUCAUGACAUGUCCUUGCUGAAAGAGGGCGAUGGUGUCAAUUUUCAGAGAGCCAGUGUGACCCUGGACGGAUGCGUCAAGAUUUACACCAGCAGAGUCGACUCGGUGGCUACGGAAACGGGAAAACUUCUCAGCGGCCUGGCAGACGGCGGGAACAACAAGAAGAAGAAGGGCGAAGGCGAUGAGGGAGAAGAAAGUGAAGAGGAGGUUGAGGACGAGGAUGGAGUUGUGAGGAAGAAGCCGAAGAAGCGGGCACAACGCUCUUCUGAAGCAACAUUAGCAAGUUCCUUCUCAGCCUUGCAGUUGAAGAAAUUUGAACUCGAGUUCUCAGUCGACCCGCUAUUCAAGAAAGCCUCAGCAGAUUUCGAUGAGGGAGGCGCAAAGGGACUACUUCUGAAUCAUUUAGCAAUUGAUUCACAGGGCCGAAUUGUCUUUGAUAGCAGUGACGAUGCUGGUGAUGCAUCCGGAGAGGGUCAGGGUAGACAACGAAAGGGAGACGCCCUCGAGGAGGAAGAGGAGUUAGAUCCGGAUUCCUUGGCCGAAACAACUGCGAAGGAUCUAGAAGAUGACGACGAAGAUGUAGACAUCGACAUCGCGGCUCUCGGUGCCAAGUUCUUCCCAAGUCUUGAUAUCCUAGACGAACAGGACAUUUGCCCGUCUCUGAAGAACUUUGAUCUUGGAGAUCCAUCCGGCACAAUGGACAUCCCCUUCUUGAAGGCACCUGAAGACUGGCGACAAGAAAAAGACCAGCCUGAAGAGGCGAUGGGGGCUGUUGGUGACAAGACGGGAAUCUUUCUCGAUGAUGACAACCCAGUUGGUUUCGAUGAUGACGAAGAUGGAUUGCUCGGAGGCUUCGACAUUCCGAUUGACACUGGAUUUGGUGAAGGUGGUGAGGCAUGGGCGCGGGAUGCUGCCAUCGAAACGAGGAUGCGUGUUCACGACGGGGGCUUCGACAACGACGGAAUGGGAGGUGGUGAUGGCGAGGAAGGAGAUGGCGCGGGAGCUGGCGCUUUUGAUACUGAAACUGGCGAGUAUGCUGUAUCUCUAGACCACGGUGCAAAGACGCAAGGUGGUCAUGAUGAUAUCCUGAGCUACUUCGACGAGGCAUUGCAGAAGAACUGGGCCGGACCUGAGCAUUGGAGAAUCCGGAAGAUCAAGGACAUCAACAAACCAGCUGCUGCAGCCAAGCCACGCAAGGAGAAAGAACUUUUCGAAAUCGACUUUUUUUCGCCUCUCUCGGCUAGUCUGGCAGAGACUAUAUACACUUCAGCAUCGUCGAACAGCGUCAUUUCUCUACCCAAGAAGGACUGGAAGUCAAAAACCAGAAAUCUUCUUCCCGACGACAAGCAUUUCAACUCAAAACAACUGCUGCGCCUCUUCUUGAAGCCCAAGGCCCGCAUGGGCGGCCGCAGAUCUGGGCCCGGCAUGAAGACGAACAAUUUUGGGCAACGAAAGGAAGAAGAGGCUCCCGAAGGCGAAAUCGACGAAGCCUUCUGGGCGCAGAAUGAAGGACCGGCUGGGGCCGAUGAUGCACCUGCUCAAGGCGAUUACGACGCCAACUUCUUCCAGGACGACGGCCUACCUGUUCCCGGAGGGAUGGACGACGAGGAUGACAUCGAGUUUGCCGAUGCCCGUGAUCACUUUUCUCCAGGUGCUGAGGAUCGUGGAGAGGGUGGCGUGGCAGGCAUCGGCAACGUGAUGGAUGGCGGCAUGACACAACGUCCCGAGGGAGAGGAAGGAGCCUUUGGAGCCCAGCUCGUCACGCAGAGUCGCAGAAUGAGACCGGAGUACGUGCAGUAUGCUCGUGUUGCGAAGAAGGUCGAUGUUCGGAGAUUGAAGGAGGAGCUAUGGAAGGGUAUGGGUAUUGAUGCUCUUGACAAUCUUCCAACACAAACACCUGGGAGGUUGCCCACCCCUCAACCAGAACCGAGAAAGGGCGAAGACGGCAGUCUGAAAUUCACGUCCAUAAUGCAGAACUUGCAAAGCGUCUACCCUAGACAGGCGAUGAACGAUAUCUCGACGAGUUAUUGCUUCAUCUGCUUGUUGCAUUUGGCGAACGAGAAGGGGCUAGUGAUUGAGAACCAGGAGGGACUUGUGGAGUUGGAUAUCAGGAAGGAUCCUACUGCUGAGAUUACGGUUGGGGGAUGA
Molecule: messenger RNA, 2586 nt
Organism: Drepanopeziza brunnea f. sp. 'multigermtubi' MB_m1
Lineage: Eukaryota; Fungi; Ascomycota; Leotiomycetes; Helotiales; Drepanopezizaceae
Biological process (GO): mitotic chromosome condensation
Cellular component (GO): condensin complex
Molecular function (GO): chromatin binding
Source: RefSeq, a predicted model, not a curated record